Molecule: messenger RNA, 1071 nt
Organism: Syzygium oleosum
Lineage: Eukaryota; Viridiplantae; Streptophyta; Magnoliopsida; Myrtales; Myrtaceae
Product: proteasome subunit alpha type-5
Exons: 10
Coding region: 137-850 (237 amino acids)
Biological process (GO): proteasome-mediated ubiquitin-dependent protein catabolic process
Cellular component (GO): nucleus; proteasome core complex; proteasome core complex, alpha-subunit complex
Source: RefSeq, a predicted model, not a curated record
UUCUUCGCUAAAAGAGACCCCCAAACACACCAAGAGAGAAGAACACACUGAACCGAAGAAGCAGCACGGAGCCUCUCGACGCGCUCCACGACCCCCGCAAAUCUCUCCAGGUUGUCCGUCUGAGCUCGUCGCCGAGAUGUUCCUCACGAGGACCGAGUACGACAGAGGAGUGAACACCUUCUCUCCGGAAGGCAGAUUGUUUCAAGUCGAAUAUGCCAUUGAAGCCAUCAAGUUGGGCUCGACCGCGAUCGGGUUGAAGACGAAGGAAGGCGUGGUGCUCGCUGUCGAGAAGCGUAUUACCUCGCCCUUGCUGGAGCCGAGCAGUGUUGAGAAAAUCAUGGAAAUUGAUGACCAUAUUGGAUGUGCCAUGAGUGGCUUGAUUGCUGAUGCACGCACUCUAGUUGAACAUGCUCGGGUGGAAACUCAAAAUCAUAGGUUCUCAUAUGGUGAGCCCAUGACUGUUGAAUCCACAACCCAAGCCCUUUGUGAUCUUGCUUUGCGAUUUGGUGAGGGUGACGAAGAAUCAAUGUCUCGUCCUUUUGGAGUCUCUCUUCUCAUUGCUGGACAUGAUGAAAAUGGACCCAGCUUAUACUAUACAGAUCCCUCUGGCACAUUUUGGCAGUGCAAUGCAAAAGCCAUUGGGUCAGGUUCAGAAGGAGCAGAUAGCUCAUUGCAGGAGCAAUAUAAUAAGGACCUAACUCUUCUGGAAGCUGAGAAAAUUGCUCUUUCCAUCCUCAAGCAGGUCAUGGAGGAAAGGGUGACGCCCAACAAUGUGGACAUUGCAAAGGUGGCUCCUACAUACCAUCUCUACACACCUGCUGAGGUGGAGGCGGUCAUUAGUCGACUAUGAGGAGAUUCUCCAUGGAACUUCGCAUUUAGAGUAAUGUUCUUGGCAUGUGCCCCACCCAUGCGUGCUUUUGAAGAAUUCUUGCCUGUAAUUGUACUUUGCAAAGCCAGAGAUUGGAACUGCCAUCCUAUUUUGGUCGGGUUAUCAUUCCAGGACUAAUGUUGUGGAUUAUACAAUUUCUUCCCUUAAUUUGAAUUGAAUACAGUGUAGAGACAAUUAUUCUA